This is a messenger RNA of Ylistrum balloti, 1098 nucleotides long. RefSeq lists its product as uncharacterized. The coding region runs from base 1 to 1098 and encodes 365 amino acids. The record is from RefSeq and is a predicted model, not a curated record. NCBI's taxonomy places the organism in Eukaryota, Metazoa, Mollusca, Bivalvia, Pectinida, Pectinidae. The transcript has 11 exons.
AUGGAGUCAGCAAACCACAGUAUCAUAUUCAGUGUUUUGCUGGCGUUGUUGCUGUGUUUUGGAGUAUAUGCAGAUAAUAAAGUUUGUUAUGAGUGUUGGCACAUGUCACAUCCUCGGGAUUGCAGCAAUAUAGUAGAAUGCGGCUCUAAUCAGGUUUGUUUUGUUGAGCGGUACGUGACGAGCGACGCCCACGUCUAUUAUAAUUCUGGAUGCUUAUCAAAUCAGAGUUGCCAUAGCCAUUAUCCGAUUCUUGGACGACGUGAAUCAGAAAAUACGGCGAUUACAAAGCCUGACGUCACGGACCUCAAACGAUACAAUCCAUCACAAUAUCCGGACUGCUCAUCCUGUUGUCAGAGUGACUACUGUAACACCAAUCUUUGUGAAACUCACCAAGUAAAUUCCACGAAAAAACGCUGCCUGUCCUGCGAUAGCGUGGAACACCCAAGUGAAUGUCAUAAAGUGAUUGGAUGUGAUGUGGACGAGAUGUGCUAUACAACCUAUUACCUACAUACGUUUGGUGAAAAAAGAUAUCGACUAGGAUGUAUGAGGAAACAUGUGUGCGAUCAGAGUGGUAUGACAAAUCCAGUAGAGACACAUUAUUGUUCGGAAUGCUGCACGGGUGACAACUGUAAUAGAGAUUUGUGUAAAAACGUUGCUUCCGUUACCUCGGCUACUUCUCCUGUUCCAACUGCCAAAACAGUAACCUCGAUCACAACUACGUCAUCCAGUUGCCAGGAUUCUCUAAUACAGCCCUGCGCUAAAGAGAUACUUCCUAUCGUCUGCAACGAUGAAAUUAUGAAAUUCUAUUGCAAGAAAUCUUGUCAAAUUUGUGGGAUGACUCCAUUACCUGAAUCCGCGUGUUUCGAUACAAACCCAGCUGAAUGCAAUAACCAAACAAUGUUGCAAACUAUUUGUGCGAAUGAAGAAUUAGCCAAUCUGUUGUGUCGAAAGAGCUGUGGAAUUUGUCAUGUGAACACCGCUAACUCAGCAUGCAUAGACGUUGAUUAUCGAUGUUUUAAUAUAACGUUUCUGGCCGGGGCAUGUUCGGACCCUGCACGAAUGAAUCUGUGUAAAAAAAGCUGUUUUAUUUGUUCAUAA